CUUAUCGAUAAGUAGCUUUAAUUACGUAACGUCAGGUACUUACAUGUACCUAGGUACCUAGGUACGCUAACUUUCUGUUAUCAUAGCGGGUUGACCCACUAUAACAGCUUUAUCGGGCGCGGAAUAGCUGUCGUGACAACGCUGUGACGCAGGCGUAAUAAGGUCUCGGCAGGUACCCGGACGGUCAACAGCUAAUAGAUGGGUUUCUGCCGUAUGAAACGCUGACAACUCACACCUUGUACAAUACAUCUCUACCUCACUUUACUUUAAAUAGGUGCCUAGCUAUAAGGUUACCUCUUACAUAUGCCCGAGUCCUUCAUUGUUUGAUGGAUUAUGGGGCCAUGAACAUUAAAUUUAUUAUUUGAUUUCAAUUUAAAAUAUUUCAUAAAUCCAAAAUGAUACCAAGGAUUAUCCUUCUUUCGUCACUGGCGACGGUCGCCAGGGCCUCUCAGCCUGGAGCUCCCGCGCCGGUCGCUGCUCCGAUGCGAGACCUGGAAUGGGGACAACUAAACUUCAUACACACCACGGAUAUACACGGCUGGCUUGGGGGACACUUACAAGAACCACAGUAUUCUGCCGACUGGGGUGACUACAUCUCUUUCACGAGCCACAUGCGAAAGAAAGCCGACGAAAAGGGCGUCGACCUCCUAGUCAUCGACACCGGUGACCGGAUAGAAGGAAAUGGGCUCUACGAUGCAUCGGAUCCGAAAGGCAAAUACACUUCCGACAUCUUCGGCUCGCAAAUCAUCGACGCCCUCUGCACCGGUAACCACGAGCUAUACCAAGAAUCAUCCGUCGAUCGAGAGCACAACACGACAGUCCCUCACUUCAAACACUCCUACAUCGCAUCCAACCUCGACUACAUCGAACCCGAAACCGGGAACCAAAUCCCACAAGCGCAGCGGUACAUCAAAUUCACGACCAAGAACCUCGGAUACAAUGUCGUGGCGCUGGGUUUCCUAUUCGACUUCGACCGCAAUGCGAACAACAGCGUCGUACAAAAAGUCGAGGAUGCUAUGAAGGAAGACUGGUUCCAGGCUGCGAUCCGGGAGAAGGCGGAUCUGUUCCUGGUAAUCGGGCAUGUGGGCCUGCGCAUGAAGGAGUUCGAGCAGAUCUUCAAGGUUAUCCGUGACCAGAAUUGGUACACCCCAAUUGCGUUCCUGGGCGGACAUGCGCAUGUGCGCGACGCGAGGAAGUUCGAUGAUAAUGCGUUUGCGAUUGCGAGUGGACGAUACUUCGAGACGAUUGGUUGGAUGUCGGUCGAUGGCAUCAAGAAGAAGGCUGGUAGCGACCCUUCGACACAGGCUGCGGUUACGUUUCGACGAAGGUAUAUCGAUAAUAACUUGUUCGGGCUACACUACCACACCGGCCUCAACGAGACUACUUUCCCCACUAAACACGGCCGCAACGUCACUAAGCUCAUCACCGAGAGCCGCAAGGCUCUCAACUUGGACGAUUCUUUCGGCUGUGCCCCGCAGGAUCUAUGGAUGAGCCGAGCCCCGUACCCAAGCGACGGCAGCAUAUUCAGCUGGCUCGAGACACAAGUCCUACCCGACUCGGUUACCAACGAGGAACGCAAGGAUGUGCCGCGACUCGCGAUCGUGAAUACUGGAGCUAUCCGCUUCGAUAUCUUCAAGGGCGCGUUUACCAAGGAUUCAACUUAUCUGAUCUCGCCUUUCGUUAGCAAGUUCAAUUAUAUCGCCGAUGUGCCUUAUGGUGUUGCGGCGAAAGUCAUUGACUUAUUGAAUAACGGAGGCCAAGUCUUUGGUGGUGGAGCGCUGGAUACGAGAUACCUCACAAUCCCCGAACAGAUGGCGCCGAGCGAGUUUCUUGAGGCGGAGAUCGCUGGUAACGUCUCGACCGCAGAUGAUGAUGAGACGUCAAUGUUCGUAGAAAGCGGCAAUGUGGCCCAGAAGCCUCUAGGUGGUAGUACAAAUAAGAACCAAGGCACCUUUGGACCCAAAGGCGGCGACGAACCCGAACUCGUCGGCGGCUACACAACCCGCGACGACCUAGGCGAUGACGGCGACGACGCCGUACACUCCCCCAUCAAAUUCUACGCUGUCCCCAAUUGUAUCCAAUCCAAGAUCAAAUUCCCCGCUGCCGACCCCUCAUCCGGACAAGCCCAAGACCCUGAAACCGUGGACUUGGUAUUUGUGGACUAUGUCCAACCCUGGAUAAUCACAGCGUUGAAAUUCAGCGGUGGUGAUUAUGGAACCGAUGAUAUCAAAGUAUACUCGAAUAGCACACUGACGGAUAUUAUCGCCGGUUGGACUAAAGGACAUUGGGGCAAGGAUUGUUAAGUUGGUGUGGAUGUAUGAGAAAUGAAAUGAAGCGCUCUAAAUUGUAAACUUGAAUUGAAUUGACAAUGACAUGGCUCGGUUCAAUAUGUAUUGAUUAUGGGGUUUGGGUACGGACUGGGAUUGGAUUAUUACACGGUAGCGAAAGUUCGAAUCGAACAAAUAUGAUUAUCAACCACUAAGUGGUUUAGAAGAACGGACCGAGAUACGCAUUAGAAUU
This is a messenger RNA of Hypoxylon trugodes, 2520 nucleotides long. RefSeq names its product Metallo-dependent phosphatase-like protein. Gene Ontology annotation, molecular function: hydrolase activity. The transcript has 2 exons. Gene Ontology annotation, biological process: nucleotide catabolic process. Bases 396 to 2303 code for a protein of 635 amino acids. Gene Ontology annotation, cellular component: cytosol. The record is from RefSeq and is a predicted model, not a curated record. NCBI's taxonomy places the organism in Eukaryota, Fungi, Ascomycota, Sordariomycetes, Xylariales, Hypoxylaceae.